AUGGGCUUCAUGGACGCUAGGAAAAGCAACAUGUCGGGCGGCAACAUCAUCGGUGAUCCGUUCGCUCUCGCCACCAUCUCAUUGUCGGUCUUCGCGUGGCUCCUCGCCUUCAUUCCAUCAAUCAUCGCAGACAUUAAUCAACCAUAUCCCAAAUAUGCCUGGUGGACAAUCGCUUACAUGCUAUGCAAUAUUGUCGGCAUUACAGCAGUCUUCGCGACGAAUUCCGUGAACCACUAUCAACUAGCUAUUGUCGGCUACCUCGCUGCUGGUCUCGUCAUGACCACAUCCGCUGUCAACUCCCUCAUCUAUCAGAGCGAGGCCGCGAUGCAAGCUGCUGCUGCUGGCUUCAUCCUUCUGUCUAUCAUCGUGAUCGUCUGGAUCUUCUACUUUGGGUCCAGCCAGAAUUCAUCAUCCCGUGACUUCGUCGACCAAUUUGCUAUGAACAAAGAGAGAUCAUCGAUGUAUCGUGGAAACAACACCAACUACAAUGCCCCGGAGACAUCAUUGGCACAACCUCCUCAAAUGUACACAUCUGCUCAGCUCAAUGGUUUCGAGACUUCAUCUCCAGUAUCAGGAUAUCCAGGUGGUCCCAUGGGUGCUUCAGGCCGCGGCUCAGCAGCUCCACAGAUGACCACUGCGGCUGCCUCAGUCGUACCGAACAAGGAGGAGGGAGCAGCUCCAACCGAGUACCCUUAUCGAGCAAAGGCCAUCUACAGCUAUGAUGCGAACCCAGACGAUGCCAACGAGAUCAGCUUCGCCAAGCACGAAAUUCUAGAGGUAUCGGACGUGAGCGGCAGGUGGUGGCAGGCAAAGAAGGAGAACGGCGAGACUGGUAUCGCUCCUAGCAACUACCUCAUCCUCUUAUGA
This is a messenger RNA of Cyphellophora attinorum, 867 nucleotides long. Its product is annotated as High osmolarity signaling protein sho1. The transcript has 3 exons. NCBI's taxonomy places the organism in Eukaryota, Fungi, Ascomycota, Eurotiomycetes, Chaetothyriales, Cyphellophoraceae. The coding region runs from base 1 to 867 and encodes 288 amino acids. Gene Ontology annotation, molecular function: protein binding. The record is from RefSeq and is a predicted model, not a curated record.